Molecule: messenger RNA, 222 nt
Organism: Echinococcus granulosus
Lineage: Eukaryota; Metazoa; Platyhelminthes; Cestoda; Cyclophyllidea; Taeniidae
Exons: 2
Coding region: 1-222 (73 amino acids)
Source: RefSeq, a predicted model, not a curated record
AUGCGUUGCCACGACCACCUGCACCACCACGAGCGGCAAUCAGAGUCUCAGAGGGUGCAACGAGGGUCCACAGAAGACUCGAAGUAUCGGUACGGUGGGCAGAUAUGGUUGAGUCUUCCUUCGAGGCUAACAAAUGGACCUGCGUGUCUAAAGGCACCUAAGAAAAGGCUGUCAGAAGUGAAUUCCAAAUUUCGCCUUAAAGAAGUGAACGGUGCAUUUUAG